This is a messenger RNA of Juglans regia (Persian walnut), 1157 nucleotides long. RefSeq lists its product as uncharacterized. NCBI's taxonomy places the organism in Eukaryota, Viridiplantae, Streptophyta, Magnoliopsida, Fagales, Juglandaceae. The transcript has 4 exons. The record is from RefSeq and is a predicted model, not a curated record. Bases 85 to 927 code for a protein of 280 amino acids.
CCAAUAUAUCCCAAGAAUCACAGGACGAGCGAGAGUGCGUGAGAGCUUUCCGGAAAAAUCUAUAGGGUUAGGGGUUCUAAAGCCAUGGGAGGCGGAGGAGCAGUGAGAGCGGCGGCUAAGAUGUCCGGCAUCGGUGUCUUAAACGGUGGCAUUCGCAGGUUGCCUGUCAUGCCGCCUGCCGAGCACUCGGUGCGCAACGCCACCCGCCCCGUAUCCGCGAUCUUGUCUUCGUCGUCGGCGUCGUCCAAGACACCCUCCACCGAAGUGUCGUCGAUGCCGAGGGUAGUAUUCGAAGGCGUACCCAGUUUCCAGGAGGCGAAGGAGGCGACAGCGGAUUUAAAAGACGUUCUUGAGAAGGAAUAUCUGUCAUCACCGAAAUCCACUGGAUUUGGUGAUACAUUUGCUGCUGAUCAUGGUUCUGUCCUGUCUCCCCUUACAAACCCAGAGUUAGACUCUUGUGUCUUCUUUGAGGCUACACCAACUCCUGUGCAAAAAAAUGUCCUUCAGGCAUUUAAGUUCUUCAGUGAAAGCCCUAAAGCUCAGACUGUAGUUGCUUCAAUUGCAUCUGACCCAAAUGUCUGGAACGCGAUGAUGGAUAAUCCUAUGCUUAAGGAUUACUUGGCUUUAGAACAGAGAAAUGACAAUCCAGAACCACAAUCUCCCAAGAGAUUUGAAGAAUCAUCUGAUGGAGGUCAAACUGGGAGCAAAGAGAAUGGAUUUGCCCAUAUUACGGGUAUGAUGCAGAACAUUAAGCGUAAAGUACUUGAGAUGGUGAGCAACGUGUCCAAUUUGUUUCAGAACAUCUUCGGAGUUUCAGCAUCAGAUGGCAUUUCCUCCGAUUCCAAUGGAAAUACUAAAACGGCAGGAGCGACCUUAGUAGGAUUGGCGGUGAUGGUUAUGAUGUUGAUUUUGUUCAAGCGUGUCUAGACUUUCUACGCGGCCUCUCUGAGAAUUUGUCGAAUUAAGAAAUUCUAUGCAUGUUUUCUGCCAUGUACAUAAAUAAGAACGUUGUGAAAUUAAAAAAAUGAAAAAAAAAAUAAAAUAAAAUCAGUGUUUGUAGUACUAUUGUAAUUAAUUGCCCAUCAGUAGUAUCUAUAUGUGCAUGUGUUUGACGAGCGACUGUGUACUUUUGUUGGAUUGUGUUGGACGAGAUUAUC